AUGUCUGCACUCGCAACCGAAGGCCGAUCUAUACGAUUGCAAAAACUUUUCCUCGACUUUCCGGUUCAACGUUUCCGCAGCAAAGUACUCCCGCCGCGCCGAGAACAAUUAGCAACAGAUAAUUCCAGCGAUGUUACUGUUCCAUCUGUUGUUCCUGCAAUAAAACAAGAUUCCAUAUCUGAAAUAAUCAAGAAUGAACAACGUGAUGUGAGAAUCGAAGUCGGGGAAGGUGAAGAUACGAGAACUUUCAUGGUGCAUUCAAAAGUGUUGAUGGGCAAGGCCGAAUAUUUUGAAAAAGCUUUCAGCAAUCGAUGGGUUAGGAUUGAAGAUGGAGUGAAAGUGUUCAAGAAGAAAUUUAUUACUCCUGCCGCGUUUGAGGUUAUUAUUGAUUACUUUUACGAAAACAAAAUUUCUCCAAACAACCUCUCGUCUGAAGCUACCAUGGCUCUUCUUCUAUCAGCUGACGAAAUGUGUCUACCAAUCUUGCAUGAAAUUCAAGUCUGUCUCAUCAAGCUUCAUAGUGAUUAUUUGAAUUCGCAAUUCGCAUACAUAUAUUCAAUCUCUCGAGAUCGGGAAGAAUUUGCUCUGAUCCAGGAUUAUUGUCAUCGAACCAUCAAAGUAACGCCAGAGGUCGUGUUCACUAGUAAUGAUUUCAUGGAUACCGAGGAAGACGUCAUUAUUGAAGCAUUGAACGCUCGGAAUUACGUUUUUGAUGAAGGAAAAGUUUGGGACAUGGUUCUAGAUUGGGGUAUUAACCAAAUGUUGGCAAUAAUGGAAGAUGAAGACGGCGAAGAAGGAGGCGUUAGUAUUAAUAUAAAACGCAAUACUGUCAACACGUUCUCACCUCGACACCAAAUACAACACUGGACAUUACACCACUUUUCUAUGCUUUCAUCGAUACUCUCUCGCAUUCUCCCCCACUUUCGUUACGGUGAAUUUUCCAAAAAGGAUUUCAUGUCCAAAGUAUAUCCUUUCAAACAAAUCUUUCCAUAUUCCAUGAUUCAAGACAUUAUGGGGAACUAUAAAUAUCCUCAGUAUAUACCGCGGAUGCCAAGCGCGCGUCCACGUUUGCUUUUAAGCGAUAUGCACUUGUCGUGGUUGAGUCACACUAUUGCCAGUGAGACGGAAAUAGAUCAAGCACAAUUGGAUUCAUAUAGGACAUAUCCCAGGAAAGCAAGACAUCAUUUCCGAUUACUGCUUCGCGGUACGAGAGAUGGAUUCUCUUCAAGGACUUUCCAUUAUCGAUGUGAUGAACGAGGGCCGACCCUUACAUUAGUAAAACCGUAUGGUACAAACGACAUCAUUGGUGGAUAUGUUUCAAUUUCUUGGUUAUCCGACUGUAAAUAUCAUGCGGCCGAUUCCUCUUUCUUGUUUAGCAUAAAAAACGAGAGGCUGACGCUUUCAAGAAAUAAACUAAGUGAAAGGGUAAUGUGGGCAAGUUUAACUUGUGGUCCGUCGUUUGGCGACGAAGAGUUACAUUUAUGGCGCGACAAGUCUACACAGGCAUUCGCAAAGUGUAGUAAUAAGAAUACAGUGUUUGAAAAGAGCAUUGGGAUGAAUGGCGUCUUUGCAGUCGAAGAGUAUGAAGUUUUGGGUCUUUCCAAACUGUGGUGA
This is a messenger RNA of Paraglomus occultum, 1614 nucleotides long. Lineage: Eukaryota; Fungi; Glomeromycota; Glomeromycetes; Paraglomerales; Paraglomeraceae. The record is from the annotation of a GenBank genome assembly.